CACGUCAACUUUGUAAACUUAUAAAAUUUGUUGGCAAGUUUUGUGAUAUAAAUGUGUAAACCAAAAAUUUGGUUCAUCCACAAAAUUUGUUUUAUGUAGCACUUUUCUCGCAGUUUACGCUACAAAUGUGGUCCUAACUAGAAAUUAAAUUAAUUUAAUGUCCCCUUUAGUUGACCAUGAUUUUAUCCACGAAUUUCAAAUCUAAUUUUGUAUAGCAUUUUAUAAAUUAAUUUACCCCGUUUAUAAAGUUACAAAAAUGUCGUUAAAUAAUUAAAUUGAUUUAAGGAGGGAUUACUAAUCAGAAACACCAAAAACAAAGUAAAUCGCGAUUCAGGUAUGGAAAUAAAUCCAAUUUGGACAUCACUACUCCUGCCCCUAGCACCAACGCUUAUACGCCCGGUUACCCAGCGACCCCAAUGAUAUCAACAACUUCGUCUAAUUUUGAAAAUAUUAUCUUUCAUGAAAUUAUAAUUCUAUUCUUUCCUGUACACUUUUACACCUGAAGAAGGGGGCAGUUGAACCCUGAAAGCUAGUGAAUAAAUCACUUAAAUAAUGUCAUCCAUGCGAUCUGAUAAUUCUACCUUAAAAUAAAUUGAUUUAAUUAGUAUCCCCUUAAGUUGGCCAUGAUGGGCACGGCGUCGUCGGAAGUGACGCUUUCGGCCGGGAUGGACAUCCUGAUCGCGUACUUGGUGGCGUCCCCUAUCUCCCCGGUGCAGACGGCCUUCGUUGCCACGGGGGAAGCCAGCGGGGUCACGUUGACCAAGUCCGGAAACGUUCAAACCGUGUACUGCUUCAAUUUUGAAAACGUUCCGACGCACGGACAGGAAGGCGUCGGCCCAAAGUUGAGGAAAGUGUUGGAGGAGGAAUACAACGGGAAAUUUAACCCGGAAAGGAUGGAGAUGGUGGUGGGGCGUUGUUGUCAAGAGGCCAUGUCCGCCAUGGAAAACGAUGCGGAGGACACGAUCGCCGUGAUUUCCGACUUUAUCUACAGCUUUUCCAACGACCUCCUCACUUUCGACCGGCGGAUCAAUCGGUUCUACACUCUCGAACAGUUUGGCUCCCAACCGGCCCGUUUUUGGCUCAAAAUGCUUAAAACCCUCCUCGAUUCGAACUGGGCGUUGGUUUACGCCGUGCCCAGCAAAGAAACUGGAGACCCGCAUGACGUCGAGGACGAAGAGAGACAAACGGAAAUCCUCGAAAAAAUGGGGCCGGAAGGAUGUAAAAAGUUGGGGGCGAGAUUGAAAGCGGCGAUUAAAAUACAGGCGAAACCACCCCCACCGCAGAUGCUGAGUUUCAUCAAAACGCCGUCAAUUGGAUCGAUUGGAUUUUUGGGUAUCGAGCGACACGACAACCCCUCGUGGGCGACACGUUGUGCAACUUGUACUUGGAUGACAUGAACACGAACUACGUCUACCUGACCGUGCUCAUGGACACGGCCGAGUUGACGCUCGAGGAGAAGAAGUAUCUCGUCCUCUUCGCCGAAGCGCUGCUCGAGGCGCCCUACGUCGACAACUCGCAGCGCUUCUACUCCUACGAGGCAAUGAUCGCCGGCCUGUCGCGGGAUGUCCUCAAGUACGAAACAUU
Molecule: messenger RNA, 1584 nt
Organism: Folsomia candida
Lineage: Eukaryota; Metazoa; Arthropoda; Collembola; Entomobryomorpha; Isotomidae
Exons: 4
Coding region: 624-1397 (257 amino acids)
Molecular function (GO): metal ion binding
Source: RefSeq, a predicted model, not a curated record